Momordica charantia (bitter melon) is the source of this 1775-nucleotide messenger RNA. RefSeq lists its product as uncharacterized. The record is from RefSeq and is a predicted model, not a curated record. NCBI's taxonomy places the organism in Eukaryota, Viridiplantae, Streptophyta, Magnoliopsida, Cucurbitales, Cucurbitaceae.
GAGACCCCAAUUCGCACAUAAAACGGAUUUUCGGACAUCGAUUCUCACUUCUCAGAGGAAUUAUAUAAUUUUUUCUUUCUACUUUAUUAUUUUUUAUGUGAAGUGUCCACGUUUGCUGGAAUUUUGGGGCUGAAAAUGCCAAAAAAUUGUGCAACUUUUUGAAAUUUUAUUUCGUGCUUCACCUAAUGAGUCAAUGUUUCAACGUCGACCCAAGACACCCAUUAAUGGCAGCGUUAGAAUAUAGUGACCUCUCUGAACUUUACCUUUCUAUAUGAAUAUUCGCCUCCAGAGAAAGAGAGAGAGAAAUCAAAUUGAAACCAUCAAAACCAGGCUCGAUUUCAAGGUAGGGAGAUUUCAGCAAAGAGAUGGCUGAACGGAGGAAAGUACGGCCGGAUUGUAUUUAUGGUUCUAAUCCCUUUCAUGAAUGCUCUGAAUAUUGCAUAAGAAAAACUGCUGAAAGCAAGGCAGAAAAGGAUAGAAAGUCUAGAGCAGGAUCUUUUAGACUUGAUAUUUCCAAAUCUUUUGGAAGGAAGAAGGGGUCUCGACCAAAGCCACCAAAAGAAGUUGAUGGUCGACGCUACUCAAGCACGGUUUCUACCGAAGCUGGCUCACUUAACUCACGUGUCUCUCCUAAGAAACCUUUAGAAUCAAGAAAUGGUGGUCAUAUCUCCCCUGCCAAAAGAUUUUAUUCUGAUGAAAUUCAUCCUGAAGAUCCUACUCUUAGUGCUGAGCAACACGACUCGUCUCGAAUUUCCUCAUAUGAAAGUCUCAUAAUGCCUGAAUAUCCAGAGGAUGUUUUAAAUAAGAGUGCAAUGCGGAUUCCCCCACCGACAACUAUUAAUAAGAACGGGGACGUGAACCAUGAAACAUUAUUAAAGGAGGAUCUUACACCUAACGGUGACAACACUAAAGAAGACUAUCCAAAGGCAUCCAGAGAAUCUAGCUUUAGUUUGUCUGGCUUGGAGCAAACUCUAGUAGACAGCGACGAGGGAGAGAUUGAGUCUGUAAAUUCUGAACUGUGUGUUCCCGUGGGAAAAUACAAUGUAAAAGCCAGCUUUUCCCCCAUCCUGACGUUGGUCUUUGAUAAGUAUGGAGAUAUCGCCGCUACCUGUAACUUGGAAUCAGUUUCCAUGCGCUCUUACUAUCUAGAAUGUGUGUGCUACGUGAUUCAAGAGUUGCAAUCCACUGAAUUUCAUCAGCUGACCAAGUCCAAAGUUAAAGAACUCCAAGCUAUUCUCAAGGAUGUCGAGUCCUCACAGAUGGACGUUGGGUGGCUAAGAAGCCGCCUCAACGAAAUUGCCCAAGCUGUUGAGCUGAGGAGUCAGAAUCGGACCGUCGAAGCUGCAAAAGCAGACUGUGAGCAUGAUUUGGAAUCAACAAAGAAAGAACUAGAGUCCCAAAUGGAGGAUUUGGCUAGAAAAGAAAAAGAACUCUCUGAUGCAAAGUCACAAGUUGCAGAAACCCGAGCUCGGUUAAGUGAAUUGGAGGUGAAAUCAUCUCAGCUGAAAGACAUGAUAACAUCCCUCAACUCCAAGGUAGAAAAUUUGAGAUGCAAAUCAUUUUCUGAUGAUCUUUUAUGAUUAGGGAAAGAAUUAGUAGUAAAUUAUAUCAUCACUCAUAGAUCAUCUCAUUCUGCCAUUUAGUUAUAUAGAUGUUUGUAAUGCUAAAUAACUUAAAGCUGUAUCAUGUUCACUUCGUGUUCAAGUGUAGGGUUUGAGAUUUCUCCAACUUCCCAUUUUUUUUAAAAGCUUAAGCUUCUGGGUUUUGUUUGUUUA